AGGCGCAUUUAAAUUUUAAGAAAAGUACAAGAGUGAGAAUAACAAAGCAUAUGUCCAAACACGUAUAAAUGCUUUAGAUGAGUUGCUGAAGGAAUUUAAGGAUAAUCAUAAACAUUUAAUACAAAUAGCUGUUCCAGGGCAAAUAAAUUCGUUUCCGUAUUUUGGCACGUGCUCUAUGCGUAUUCCUGCUGAUAGCUGUGCAUCAAAGACUAUAUACAAAUGUUGUAGCUCAACAAAAAUAUGUCACAGAAAAAGAAUUUGUUUUAUCUGGGAAGUUAUUAGUUAGCACUCGACGACUUAACUCAACAGUCAACACUUUAAUAGUCAGUCCGUCAGCACCCACCAAUUCUGAAUUCUCUGGUGGCUAGUGUACACAUUAUUCAAUAGCGCAGACGGCAGAAUCGAAAAAGAUGUCUAAAAUUCUUGUUAUAAAACAUCUUCCAACAAAUUUAACUUUUCAAGAAAAAGAACAACUUUUAAAGCAUUUUGGAGCUGAAAAUGUUUGGGAAACUGUAAAGAAACCUUUAGUGGUAUUUGCCUCUUUUUCUACGAAAGAAGAAGCCGAAUCAGUAUUACGUAGAUUGCAUCAAUUGGAAGUAGCAAAAAGACGCCUCAUUGUAGAGUAUUCAUACGAAAAAGAAUCUUAUUUACAUCAUAGAAAGUCAGUAGGAGAAUCAUCUAUAACAACACACAAAAUUAGGGAUUUUUUACGAGUAUUAAAUGCGUGGAAUCCUUCUGUUGACUUUUAUCAGCCUCCACCUGCACAUCUUAGUUACAAAUAUUCUUGUUUGGACCCAAAAAUAGCUGUGAAUAUUAUAUUUUCAAUGUUUAAACAUAAACCAUUCUACGUUCAAGCUGUCCAUCUAAUGAAUAAAAUGUGCAUUGAUACCCCUUUCAGUGACAAUCCAGAAGCCAUUACUUUUUUUAGAGAAACAUUUCAUGAACUUUUUUUUAAGGACAUAAUUUUUCCUCCACAUGAAAAACUUAGUGAAUCAGAAUCAGAAAUUGAGUCUGGUGAGGAAGGUGACAGAACUUAUCAAGCCACACCAUCCUUAGUAAAGCGCCUCCACACAUUGAAAAAUCCUCUCAAGAGAAAGGGCUCUACACCUAAGCUAUUUGCUCCUCAUAAACCCCAAGGUAAGAAAAAACACAAACAGGCAGAGGUAUUUGAUGUUGUGACACCUGUUACUGAAGGUAAAAGAAUAUCGGUAGUUAUUCAUAAAGAUAUUCAACAAAAACCACUGGAACAGCCUGAGGUAGUAGGUAAACUAGGAAUACUUGAAAAAAAAAUUAUACCUUCAGAGCAACCUUCAGAAACUAUUGAAGAAGAGCAACCUACAAUUACCCGGAAAGAGCUUUUAAAGAAUAGAAUGUCCUAUAAUGACAUGAAAUUACUUCCAGUAUAUAAAAAUUAUACUCCCGGACAACCAUCAAUGAGGCUUUACUUAAAAAAUUUAGCUAAGACAGUAAAAGAACAAGAUGUUAUAAGGAUAUAUAGGCAAUAUAUAGAAAAUUUAUCAGAGGAGAACCAAAAUGGCUUUGACGUUAGAGUGAUGCAAGAAGGAAGAAUGAAAGGGCAAGGUUUUGUUACAUUUCCAUGUAUAAAGAUAGCAGAAACAGCACUAAAUGAAACAAAUGGGUUUAUUCUUCAAGAUAAGCCUAUGGUGGUCCAAUUUGCAAGAGUAGCUAAUAAGAAAACCAUAGACUAAGUACAUGGAUCACUUUCGUACUAUUAUUUCAAUCCAUAACAAAGUUGUCAAUGAUUUUAUAAUAUAGAUCCUGAAUUGAAUAUGUUUAAAUAUUAUUUUUAUAACAACUGUUUUACUCUUAUAUUGAUGCAACUGGAUUGGAGAGGUUUACCUAGUAAGACUACAAGAGGAAAAUAUGUAUAUGAAAAAUUAAAACCAUUUCAGUUACAAUUGAAGGUAAAUGAAUAGGAGCUACAGCCAAAUU
This is a messenger RNA of Pieris brassicae (large cabbage white), 1953 nucleotides long. Its product is annotated as RNA-binding region-containing protein 3-like. NCBI's taxonomy places the organism in Eukaryota, Metazoa, Arthropoda, Insecta, Lepidoptera, Pieridae. Gene Ontology annotation, biological process: mRNA splicing, via spliceosome. Gene Ontology annotation, cellular component: U12-type spliceosomal complex. The record is from RefSeq and is a predicted model, not a curated record. The transcript has a single exon. The coding region runs from base 411 to 1709 and encodes 432 amino acids. Gene Ontology annotation, molecular function: U12 snRNA binding; pre-mRNA intronic binding.